Budorcas taxicolor (takin) is the source of this 745-nucleotide messenger RNA. It is a transcript of the gene ARPC3, whose product is annotated as actin related protein 2/3 complex subunit 3. NCBI's taxonomy places the organism in Eukaryota, Metazoa, Chordata, Mammalia, Artiodactyla, Bovidae. The record is from RefSeq and is a predicted model, not a curated record. The transcript is spliced from 7 exons. Bases 82 to 618 code for a protein of 178 amino acids. Gene Ontology annotation, biological process: regulation of actin filament polymerization; Arp2/3 complex-mediated actin nucleation. Gene Ontology annotation, cellular component: cytoskeleton; Arp2/3 protein complex. Gene Ontology annotation, molecular function: actin filament binding.
CCCCGCCCGGGCUGCCAGACCGGAACCGCCGAUCUCUACCCAGAUUCUCUUCGUUGGGGUUGAGACCCGGGCGCCUCCAAGAUGCCGGCUUACCACUCUUCCCUCAUGGACCCUGACACCAAACUCAUUGGAAACAUGGCACUAUUGCCUAUCAGAAGUCAGUUCAAAGGACCUGCCCCUAGAGAAACAAAAGAUACCGAUAUUGUGGAUGAAGCUAUCUAUUACUUUAAGGCCAAUGUCUUCUUCAAAAACUAUGAAAUUAAGAAUGAAGCCGAUAGGACCUUGAUAUAUAUAACUCUCUACAUUUCUGAGUGUCUAAAGAAACUCCAAAAGUGCAAUUCUAAAAGCCAAGGCGAGAAAGAAAUGUAUACACUGGGAAUCACUAAUUUUCCCAUUCCUGGAGAGCCUGGUUUUCCACUGAAUGCCAUUUACGCCAAACCUGCGAACAAACAGGAAGAUGAGGUGAUGAGGGCCUACUUACAACAGCUGAGGCAAGAGACUGGACUGAGACUUUGUGAGAAAGUUUUUGACCCCCAGAAUGAUAAACCCAGCAAGUGGUGGACUUGCUUUGUGAAGAGACAGUUCAUGAACAAGAGUCUUUCAGGACCUGGACAAUAAAGCCAGCCUCAGGUGGACCCUGGCUCCACAGCUGUGGGCAGCAUUCACAGCAAGAUGUACACAGUUCUUUGCCUUUAUUUCAUAAAGUUUUAUACAGAGGAGAGAAGAGCAUGUGUCUUUACUUGAA